AUGGAAGAAAUCUUGAACAUUCAAACACCGGUUAUGUUUGAUGAGUCUGUCGCCCACUACGAGACUCACUCACACAAACCGUAUGCCUCUUCAAGUUCCAAUAACAGCGAUGAGAUAAGGAUAGCCGUACAACAUCAAGAUCUCACCCUACUACGGAGCAAGAGCUCGCUGCAUGUUUACGGUAGACUUAUGAAAACGGAUGGAACUGUAGCGGUGGCUACAACUCUCGUAAACAAUGCAAUCUGUGAUUUAUUCGAAGAAGUGCGUUUCGAAUUGAAUGCUAUAGAAAUCGAUAGAAGCAAAAAUGUAGGUCUCACCAGUCUGAUGAAAGGCUACGCUUCUCUGAAUCCCGGUCAAGCUUGGUUAAUGGAAAAUGCGGGUUGGUUAGAUGUUGAGGAAAGGAAUCAAAAACUCACCGAUUCUAACGGAUAUUUUGAUGUGUCUGUACCGUUGAGUACGAUUUUGGGGUUUGCUGAAGAUUACUGCAAGAUCGUCGUUCACGCUAAACCUGAGUUAAUCUUGACGAGGUCAAAAACGGAUGCAAACGCGGUACUGCAAUCAGCGGACGAAGAUUACAAGAUUCGGAUCGACAAAGUGGAAUGGUUGAUACCGCGAACGAUUCCAAAGAAAAAAAUUUCUGAUUUCCAAACUUGGGGGGCUAACUUCACAUGGGUACUUAUUCGGGACUAUGCUUGA
This is a messenger RNA of Athalia rosae (coleseed sawfly), 696 nucleotides long. RefSeq lists its product as uncharacterized. The record is from RefSeq and is a predicted model, not a curated record. NCBI's taxonomy places the organism in Eukaryota, Metazoa, Arthropoda, Insecta, Hymenoptera, Athaliidae. The transcript is spliced from 2 exons. The coding region runs from base 1 to 696 and encodes 231 amino acids.